Messenger RNA from Drosophila mojavensis, 590 nucleotides. RefSeq lists its product as uncharacterized. Lineage: Eukaryota; Metazoa; Arthropoda; Insecta; Diptera; Drosophilidae. The record is from RefSeq and is a predicted model, not a curated record. The coding region runs from base 108 to 590 and encodes 160 amino acids. The transcript is spliced from 3 exons.
CUUUUCGGUGAAAUAAUUCUACUGUGAACAUUGAUUGUUAAAUAGUUAAGAUUGAACUGAACAUAAUAUUUCGCGUGUGGUAUGUUUUGCUGAGCUACAUCGCAGCUAUGAGGAGUACGUUAUUUGCUGUCAGCCUUCUUCAAUUUAGCUUUAUGCUCCAAUUCAGUAAUGCAGGUCAAUGCAAGUUCACGAAUGCCGUCUGCAAGUCACAUAAUGAAUCCUGGGUUACUGUGGACAUGUGUCGUCUGCGAGCAAUCAAUCGCAACAAGACUACUUUGAAUCUUCAAGUUACACUUCUGCAUACUACGAAAACUGUUCAUGCUGAAUCACAAAUAUUUUUCAAAGCAAACGGUUACAAGCCUUGGCUCUACAAGCCAUCAAUUGAUAUCUGUCGGUUUCUUAAGAAGCCAUAUAAUCCUGUUGCUGUUUUGGUGUUCAAUUUGCUUAAGAACUAUACCAAUUUUAAUACCAGAUGUCCCUUAUUGCCGAAGAAAACAUGUAGCUGGGGCAGCCAGGGGCUGAGGCAGCAGCUGCUGCUGAAGCUGAAACAGACGAAGCCCCAGCAGCGAUUGCCGUUUGGAAAGAUCUGA